Symbiodinium necroappetens is the source of this 727-nucleotide messenger RNA. The record is from the annotation of a GenBank genome assembly. NCBI's taxonomy places the organism in Eukaryota, Dinophyceae, Suessiales, Symbiodiniaceae.
AUGUCCGGUAAGCUAGAUGUAUUCAUUGUUCUGGUAGGUCCCCUAGCAAGAGCCCAGGAGUCUUCUGAAUCGGCUGCUGAGAAGCUUGCUGAGCAGUUGGCACAUGAAGCGGCACGACUUGACCGGAAGCCUUCCUUGCAGAGAGCACUCUUCCAGUGCUGGAAGAAGGUAUUCCUACUUGAGUUUUUAAGGGCCCUGCUCGCUGCAUGUUGCUUCUUGCUUGCGCCCUUCUUGCUGCGCCAGACGGUGAACUCCCUGCGAGAGGGGCUGUGGCUUGAGUCAUUUGGGUACCUCUCGGCCAUUGCCGCCUCAGGCAUGGUCGGUGGGCUGCUUCAGCAACACGGCUUCCAUGGCUUCUCUCACUGGGGGAGGCAGAUGUGGGCUGCCUUAGUCGGCAAUAUCUUCACGAAGAUGGCGAGCAUCGAUGCCGGUGCCUUCACAUCUCAAUUCAGCGAAGGUCAGGUGAUAUCCAUGAUUGGACAGGAUGCAAGCAUUUUCCCGUACAUGGGACCCUUUCUUUGCAUCUUCUUGGUGAUGCCCUGCAACAUCUUGAUGCCAGCAGCCAUUCUUCUCUACUAUCUUCGGGAAGCCUUUCUAGUAGGCUUUGCAUCCUGUGUGCUUGUAUCGGUAUUGAGUAGCUGGGCAGCUUCGGCCUACAAGCGGAACGUCAAAGCGAAGCUUGCGGUGGCAGACGCCCGGCUCGUCCUCGUGAACGAGACCCUCCAGG